Messenger RNA from Seminavis robusta, 623 nucleotides. The record is from the annotation of a GenBank genome assembly. Lineage: Eukaryota; Bacillariophyta; Bacillariophyceae; Naviculales; Naviculaceae.
AUGAAUGGCUCUCAUUGUGUCACUCACAUCAAGCUGUCGAGAAAUAGUAUCCAAUUUUGGCCGCUUCUGCGAAAGACACAAAAAUUCGAUUGUGUCCCAAAUAGAAUCCUUUCUCUGCUCAAGUUUAUCGCCAUUCAAUCGUAUACAUCCAAUAUGCAACGAUUUCUAUUUACAUUUCUGCUUUUGGUCAGCGCCGUCGCUUCCUUUACACCAGAUGCGGCAUUCAAGCGCUCCCAAGUGAAUCUGUCGUUUGGAAAUGAAGAUCAAAAGAACGUCUUUGUUUAUACCCAAUCCACCAACGACAAGCGCCGCCGAUCGGCUUUUGUCUCCAUGACAGACAACCUGCGUAAAUCUGUCACUGGACCUCCUUCCUUUGAAGAUUACAUGACUAUUCGACGACGAGCCAUGAGUGAAGUGACAGAAGAAGAGCAAUAGCCAGAAGAGCAUUAACCAGCGGUGCCGGUAGUGCUAAUAUGGAAGCCUCGAUAUGUAUGGUAGUUGACAACAAUACGCACACUUACAAAAGCAGCAUCAAAUGUAGGACACAAACAAUUCACCUCCUCAAAUACUUAUUUGUAUAAUCCUAGCCAGUUUUGUAUCUUGGCAUCUUGUGUUUGCUAGCU